AUGUCAGAACUUGCUGGACCUAGUCAUGUUACUGCCGUUACUGGUAUGGAAUGUUGUGAAUUUACAUAUGAAUGGACAAUUAAAAACUUCAGUCAAUCGUAUAAAAAAAUAAUUGAAUCACCAAGUUUUUCAUCUCAUUAUGGUGAUUUUGACGAUAAAUGGAUUUUAAGAAUAUAUAUAGAUAGUGUGUCCAAUAAGCGUGGUGGUAUUAGUAUACAUAUACUGGCUAAUCUACAGCUUCAAUCAUUCAAUAAUACUUCACAACUACAAACAAAAUGUAAAAUAUUAAUUAAUGAUAAAUAUGAAAUAACCAAAGAACAUGAUUUCAGUGAAUUUCCAGAAACAAUGAACUGCAAUAAACUUAUUCCAAGAUCAGGCUUUUCUGAUGCAAUUUCAGUAUUUUAUGUAAGACAACAACUGAGUGUUGACUUGAAAAAACUUUUAUUAAAUGAAAAAUUAAGUGAUGUUAUUCUUCGAGUGGGUCAAAAAUCAUUUCAUGCAAUCAAAGGAAUUCUUGCAGUACGUAGUCCUGUUUUUGCUGCAAUUUGA
Aphidius gifuensis is the source of this 549-nucleotide messenger RNA. RefSeq lists its product as uncharacterized. NCBI's taxonomy places the organism in Eukaryota, Metazoa, Arthropoda, Insecta, Hymenoptera, Braconidae. The record is from RefSeq and is a predicted model, not a curated record. Gene Ontology annotation, molecular function: protein binding. The coding region runs from base 1 to 549 and encodes 182 amino acids. The transcript has 3 exons.